AUGGCCAUACUUGCUCCAUAUAACAAGGCGGGACCUUUCUACAACGACGAUGGAAUAUGCAAUUGGCGAGUAAAGGGCAAGCAUCAGAUCAUCGAAAUCGGUGAUUCUCCAUUGUCGGCUUUUCAAAAAGCAGGCAUCCGCACUGACCUACAUAUACCCAUCGAGCCAGUUGUAAUCAACUUCCGCGAGGGUCCAGAACACGCCGUACUCAUCCACCACCCGAAAGCAGUACACAAAGCACUACAGGCGGAAUUUGACUUUGCAAGCGGGGACACCACACCAGCACGCCCGUUCCUCAACCAACCCCGGACUACAAGACUCGGGUCAACACAAGCGAAUUUUGAGUUAAACGACGUCAUUCCACCAGAAUGCACGGUGCUCAUCCAGCACCCUGACACAGUACGCAAAGCGCUACGAGCGCAGCUUGACAAUCCAAGCAACGACAUCCCAUCAGCAUUUCCGUUGCUCGUGCGCCGAGCAGCAGUCAAGCGCAAGAUUGUCACGCCGCCGAUCAUCUGUCUGAAAAACUGGCCUAACGGCGAUGAAGCAGAAUACGUAGGAAACCCUCAUGAAUGGGCGUCAGCAUUGAAAGCUGACUUGCAGGGUGUUUGUUAA
Messenger RNA from Ascochyta rabiei, 615 nucleotides. RefSeq lists its product as uncharacterized. The record is from RefSeq and is a predicted model, not a curated record. The transcript has a single exon. Lineage: Eukaryota; Fungi; Ascomycota; Dothideomycetes; Pleosporales; Didymellaceae. Bases 1 to 615 code for a protein of 204 amino acids.